UCUUUGAAUGAUCUCAUGUUAUGACUCAAGAUAGCUGCUCCUUCCAGCCAUGAACGUCUUAAUUGUGCUUGAUCUUAUAAAUAUCCAAAUACUCUGAGUUACUAGGACAUCACUGAUACUCUUACAUGAACAAGGACAGUGUGUAAGAAACUGUGGCUUUGCCAAUACAUAGAUCUUCCUUCAAGACAAAACCAAUGCCAUUAUGAGACACUUGGAGAGAAUUACAAUUCUCUGGACUUGCUUUCAAUUCGGAACUAUUUUUAUCCCAUUCGUAACCAGCUAUGGGUUUAGGAACUGUAUACAAAACUAUGACAAUUAUGACAGUUACAUUUGUGUUUAUCGCCACCUGCUGGACAUACAGAGUGCUGUGUCUGAUCUUCCAAACAACACUAAGUAUCUAAACAUAUCACAGAACAAAAUCAAGACCUUAAAUCAAGGAUGUUUUGCUCAUAUGCCCCUGAUCCAGCAGUUACGUUUGGACUACAACAAUUUAAAAAUAAUAGACUCUGGUGCAUUUGAUAAUUUGACGUCCUUAGAAAUCUUGGAUCUCUCAAACAACAAAAUAUCUAAUCUACCUCAAAGUGUCUUUAGGGGUCUUAGAAAUCUAACAAAGCUACUUCUUCAUCACAAUUCCAUUGUCUCCAUCCAUGUUGAGGUAUUUAAGCCACUUGAAAAUCUAGUAUUUAUCAACCUGUCCUCUAAUUAUUUUGACAAUUUCAAUGGUAUUGUUGGAUCCAUUCAACCAUUACAGAGACUUGAAACCCUUUUGAUAUGCAGUAACCACCUAACCUCUCUGAAUCACACCUAUAAACUCCCUUUAUCACUGUCUCGAAUUUUUAUUUGCAAAAACAACUUGCGAAAUUUAGAUUGCGAAACUGAUUUGUUCCAUAACGUACAGCUCCUGGACCUCACAUACAACAACAUGACCUCGUCUUCAUUGCAGUCUUUGAACUUAACCAAGAUAAGAAAUUUGUACGUUGGAUUCAACAAACAUUUUGACAUAUUUGAAUUUAUGAAAAAUUCUAACGUAUCACGAGGUAGUAUAAGUUAUUCCGCACUUGACCUUCAUAAUUUCAGUUUCCUACAUAGAAUGUGUACUUCUUUCUUAAAAGGCAUCAAUAUAACUACACUCACUCUAAGUGAAAAUAAAAUUAAGAUUUUGAAAAAAGACACUCUUAAAAGCUGUACUGUCAAAACCAGUUUGGAUUUAUCUAGAAAUAGGUUGAAAAGUGUUAACUGUUUAGAUUUUAUGGAUAUUUCUGAAUUUAAGACUUUGAUUAUAGAGCACAAUCUGCUAAAACAAUUAACUAACUGUAUAAACGGGACAAAGUUUCCAAAUUUGACAUAUAUUUCCUUCCAAUACAACAGAAUCUGGUCAGUGAGCGAACAUGCAUUCAGUUUUGCACCCAAUUUACAGAAACUACAAUUGAACAUCAACAACAUUAUCUUUUUCCAAAGAGAGUCUUUCAGUGGCCUUAAAAGUCUGCAGUUAUUGCGGCUGGAUAAUAACCUGAUACCAGAUUUAUUUCCUGGCCUAUUUGAUAAUCUAACAGAGCUUCAAACACUCAAUCUUAGAAACAACAGACUAUCGGUUAUCUUUAAUAAUAUAUUUCAUAGCCUGGAAAAACUCGAAAUCUUGGAUCUAGGAGGCAACAAAAUAACACAGCUUGAAAUUGAUUGCUUUAAUGGACUUAAAAGCCUAUCCAAACUAUAUCUGGAUGGAAAUAAGAUUCAGACCAUCAGUAGUGAAAUGUUUCAUAGUGUAGAGACCACUUUACAAGUGUUGGACCUGAAGUCUAAUCAACUUAGUUUUGAAAUAUCAAGGAAGUCCUUUUCACCAUUUGCUUAUCUUUCCAAACUCUAUGACUUAAAACUCCAGAAUCAGCAACCAUAUGGCCUUACAACCAUACCUCAAGGUUUUUUUAAAGGUCUACGUUCCUUAAAGUCACUUUAUUUGGCCCAAAAUAGGCUUACAAAUCUACAUGCCGAUGUAUUUGAUGAACUCGGACAGCUGCAUUUCCUGGGUUUAGCUGACGAUUGUAAUGGAGUACAACACCUCCCAAAUGGAAUUUUUAAGAAUCUAACCAAUCUGCAUGUUUUGAGUUUGGAGAAUAUAUGUCUACAGACCUUAAAUCCGCAUGUAUUUUCAAAUCUUACAAGACUUAAAAAACUUCAGUUGACAAAAAAUGCUUUGAAGUAUAUAAACAUUGAUGUCUUGAAGAACAUGACUAACUUAAAAUAUCUUGACAUUCGCAAAUGCCCAAUUACCUGCACAUGUAAGAAUGAAUUUUUAAAACCAUGGCUUAACCAAUCUCAAGUGCAAGUUGUGUUUCCCUAUAACAUGCCAUGUCCUGGUAAUCCGACUUCACUCUUCCAUGACUUUGAUACCAAUAUCUGUGACUUGGCACUCAGAGUUGAUCUUUUUUGUGGAUCCUUAUCCUUUGUUUUUCUCUUUAUAAUUGUUCCUAUUGUCUAUAGCAAAUUGUAUUGGUGCAUCAAAUACAAUUACUUUCUCUUUAUUGCCUGGCUGCACGAACGCUGGAAAUCAGACAAGGAUAUGUACAAAUAUGACGCAUUUGUUUCCUACAACACCCAUGAUGAAGAAUGGGUCUACAAAACAAUGCUUCCAAGUUUAGAGUCCUGCAGUCCUUCUCCAGCCCUCCGACUUUGUCUUCAUCACAGAGAUUUUCAGUUGGGGAGGGACAUCAUAGACAAUAUUGUGGACAGUAUUCACAAUAGCCGUAAGACUGUCUGUGUGGUCAGUAGGAGCUACCUCCGCAGUGAGUGGUGCUCUCUGGAAAUGCAACUGGCUAGCUACAAGCUGUUCAGUGAGAUGAAGGAUGUUCUUGUCCUAAUAUUGUUGGAAGACAUUCCAGAUAGAGAACUUUCCACCUACCACAGAAUGAGGAAAGUCAUGCUAAAGAAGACCUAUAUAAAUUGGCCUUCAGAACCAGAAGCACAGAAGCUCUUUUGGGCUAAGCUCAUUAAGGCAUUGAGAGGCAUAGAUUCCCCUGAAGUGAGUACACAUUUCAGCUGUAACAUGGAGGAGGAACAUUUACUAAGUAUUAACUAAGCUGUUUCUCAUUUAAUGUGAAUAUCUUUAUGGAGAAGAAGCACGUAUUGUGCUUUAUGCUUUACAAUGAAGUACAUAAUUUUUCUCUUGUAUCCCACAUUAUUGUGGCCCCCUGCAAUGUAGAGUCUCUUUUUUCACCUAUAAUUAUUAAGACGUGUAUUGGUGCUCUUUCCCUGGUUUGAUUUG
This is a messenger RNA of Pelobates fuscus (common spadefoot toad), 3259 nucleotides long. Its product is annotated as toll-like receptor 13. Gene Ontology annotation, cellular component: plasma membrane. The record is from RefSeq and is a predicted model, not a curated record. Gene Ontology annotation, biological process: toll-like receptor signaling pathway; inflammatory response; immune response. The coding region runs from base 203 to 3073 and encodes 956 amino acids. Gene Ontology annotation, molecular function: protein binding; transmembrane signaling receptor activity. The transcript has a single exon. Lineage: Eukaryota; Metazoa; Chordata; Amphibia; Anura; Pelobatidae.